AUCUAGCUGCCAACAACAAGCCACACCUCCUUUCCAGGGAAAGGGAAACUAACUCUGAGCAGCACAAAAUGGCCUACAGUGAGGAUUUGUUCGACUGCUCUAUCUGUUUACAGCUACUGGAGGAUCCUGUGACGACGUCCUGUGGACACAGUUACUGUAUGAAAUGCAUCAAUAACUUCUGGGAUGGACAUAAUGACAGAGGGAAGAGCUACAGCUGCCCUCAGUGCAGGCAGACGUUCUGCCCCAGGCCUGAUCUGAAGAGGAACACACUCCUGGCUGCCCUGCUGGAGGAGCACAGGAAGACACACAGUGAAGACGCUGAUAAUAUCACUCAUGCUGCUCCUGGUGAUGUUCAGUGUGACGCCUGCACAGGGAGAAAAAGAAAAGCGUGCAUGUUCUGUCUUGUGUGUUUGGCCUCUUACUGUAAGACUCAUCUGAAGCCUCACUUUGAGGUGCCCCCCUUAAAAAAACACAAUCUGAUCAAAGCCUCUGCAUGGAUCAUAGACAGAAUCUGUGGCCGUCAUGAUAAACUUCUGGAGAUUUACUGCCGCACGGAUCAGCAGUUCAUCUGCCUGCUGUGUACCAUGGAUGAGCACAAAGGACAUGACACUGUGGCAGUGGCAGCAGAAAAGUGUCAAAUGCAGAGACAACUGGGGCAGACUAAACUGAAAAUAGCAGACAGACUGCUGCACUCGGAGAGUAAAAUAAUGGAGCUGAGGCAGGCUGCAGGCUCUAUAAGAGAUGCUGCAUGGGAGGCUUGUGAGGACCUUGAGCGGCUGUGUGCGGAACACAUCUGUACUUUGGUCCGUUCUGUGGAGAGGAAGCGCUCUGAGAUGAGAGAGAGAGUUGGAGAGGCAGAGAAAUCAGGAGUGGACUGGACCAACAUCCGUGUCGGACAACUGGAGCGUGAAGUGUCCGAGCUGAGGAGCAGAGAGGAUAGACUCAACCAGCUUUCACUAACAGAGGACCCCAUUCAGUUUGUGCAGGGUUUCAAGGCCCUUGGUGACCUCCCUGUGUUCGCAGACUCAAGUCCUGACAAACUGACAGAGUUCAUCUCUGGACAGACAAAAAAACUGAAAGAUCUGUGUAACAAAGAAAAGAUAGAAUUAUUGCGUGAUCCAGAAAAAAAUCUGUUAUGGAAACGACCAACGAUUAAGGAGAAAACAAUAUCAAGGAUGUAUCUUUUGACCAAAUAUCAGGGAGACACCACCCUGGAGGUGGACCCCAACACAGUAGCUGCAUGUCUUCAUUUGUCAGACAGAAACAGAGAGAUAUCAUGGAGCGACCGGGACCAGGCUCACCCUGAUCAUGCAGACAGAUUCUCCUACUAUCACCAGGCUCUGUGCAAAAACAGCCUUCAGUACAGCCACUACUGGGAGGUGGAGUGGGAUGGGGGCAUUGUGGAUUUGGCUGUGUCGUACAGAAGCAUUGAAAGAAAUGGUUCGGGCAAAAGUUGCUGUUUCGGCCACAACGAGCUGUCUUGGAAAUUAACCUGCUCGUUGUCCGGUUGCACAUUUUGGCACAAUAAUCUUCACAAAGGCCAAAUUCCUCCGGUUCUCUCCCGCAGAGUGGGCAUACAUCUUGAUUUUGAAGCAGGAACUCUGGGCUUCUACAGUGUUUCUGACUCGGGCAGUUUCUCACAGCUGCACCACGUCCAGACCAUUUUCACCGAGCCUCUGUAUCCUGGGUUUUCCGUGGAUUUGGGUGCGACACUUAAAAUAUGCCAACUCGAAGCCACAAUUAAAGCCGCUGGACCUCCUGUCAUUUAAAGAAACCAAAUGCCUCAGGGAAACCAGAGAUGUUGCAGUUUACAUCCAUGUCUGUCCAAAAUGUCAUAAUUUCAUAAUUGCUUCCAAGCCAUUUGUGCUUAAUUUCAAAAUAAGCAUUUAAAUUAUUGAGAUGGUCAGAAAACCCUAAAAAUAAAUAUGUACAAAAUUAGGAAUAAUACUCACAUAAUGGGUAUUUGUACUGAUAAUUCUGGAAACGAAUAAAUAGUUGAAAAUAUAUCUUUUAGUUAAGCUAUUUGUUCUCUAAAAUGCCUCUAUAUAGCACAUCAAAAUACUUUUUUUAUAUAACUUCUAUACUUGCUCAUCAGGGCACAUUUUCAAAGUGGGCUUAUUCAAAAGAUGGUGUCUCAGUAUUUUGCAGGCUGAUUUGAUAUUAUAAAAAAUACUUGGAACAAUCACUCUGUUGUGUCUUGUGCUAGGGUUUAAUAAUUGGGAAAAGGCCACCAAUGGUUUAUGGAGUUUAAAUCCUUGAUUAUUGUAAAUACUGCUAUGCUUAUCCUUUAUUUUCAAUGAUCAAACAAUCAGUUAAGCAGCAUAUUCUUGCUUUAAAGGUAGGGGUAAGAAUGGAGAAACCAGCUCGAGUGCGCUAGAAUUUGAAAGUAGCAGCCGAAAACAAUCUGGCCCUCCCUUCAGACUUCCUUACAGAGCACCUCCUCUAACACACACGGAGGUGCACAUGACCAAUGAGGGCAUGAGAUAAGUUUGUGCCCAGAUGGAAGGCUGACAGGCAGGUAGGCCAUCCAGUUAUUUUAGCCGGGCCGGCUCAGAUGAUUGGUCGUGCUUUUGGAUGUUAAGAGCAUUCCAUGGAAUAUAACAAAAAGUGUUUCUGAAGUGAAUUACUUAUACCCUACCUUUUAAUAGACUUCAAUAAAGGGCAAUUUUA
Messenger RNA from Notothenia coriiceps (black rockcod), 2670 nucleotides. Its product is annotated as tripartite motif-containing protein 16-like. The transcript is spliced from 6 exons. Lineage: Eukaryota; Metazoa; Chordata; Actinopteri; Perciformes; Nototheniidae. Bases 69 to 1769 code for a protein of 566 amino acids. The record is from RefSeq and is a predicted model, not a curated record. Gene Ontology annotation, molecular function: zinc ion binding; protein binding.